AUGAAAGGCAUAAUUCGCAUUUCGUUUUGCUUCCUCACCCUGCUGAUACUUACGUGUGAGUACAAUUUGGCAAGCGGAAAGGUUACGAGUCACCCAGUUAGCAGUUUGACAGUCGGUUCAGUAGAUAACGACUGGGUGAGGGGUGAGAAGGGAAGCGAAGAAUACAAAGCGAAGAAUUAUGAUGUGGAGGUGAAAGGGGACAGCUCCAGAGAGGGUGGGUUGGACACCCAUGUGGGGGGCGACGAAACGGAGGAGGGUCCCUCGGAUGAGCGGGGUGACACCGACGUUGUGGAGAAUGAGCAGCAGGAAGAAGAAGAAGAAAGGGUUAACUCUGAGGAUGUAGCGGCCUCGGGGGGAGAUGAAGAGGUGGACGGAGAGGAAGUGGACGAUGAGGAAGUGGACGGAGAGGAAGUGGACGGUGAAGAGGUAGACGGUGAGGAAGUGGACGGAGAGGAAAUAGACACCGACGUGAUGUACACAUACGUGGCGGACGACGACGUGGUGGACACUGAAGAGGUAGCCCACGAGCAGAUCGCUUACGAACAGGAGGACGAUGACGCGGGGGAGGAGCCAAAUUCGGACGAACCGCACGAGGAAGAAAGCGCGGGGAGCAGCAAACCUUACCAUCACAGAAAAGAUGAGACAAAUGAAGAGGCACAGAGAAAUGACGAAGCGGAUGGAGUACAAAUGGAGACACCUAAACCGCGUGGCAGAGACCAAGGGGGGCAGAACAAUGCCACGCCUAUGGGUGCAAACCAUUUGGAAGAGGCAAACGAGGAGGGCGAAGAAGUAGGCAACAUGGACGAUGAGGAAGAAGAGAAGGAAGAAGCAGAAGGAUCAGUUCCAACGAGUGAUGCCAAGGCACACCAUCUGCUCGUUGGAGAUUAUAAAAAAACGAAUGAUGUUAAGAAGGCAGCCGGUGCUUUAGUCGAAACGAUGAUUAGCAUGUUGGAUGAAAGGGGAGAGGAUGAUGAGGUAAGAAUGCUGGCCCAAGAUUUGGCUGACUUUUUCUCCACCGAUUUGAACACCCAAAAGGGGGACUCUGCAUGA
Messenger RNA from Plasmodium vivax (malaria parasite P. vivax), 1050 nucleotides. RefSeq lists its product as hypothetical. The coding region runs from base 1 to 1050 and encodes 349 amino acids. The record is from RefSeq and is a predicted model, not a curated record. The transcript has a single exon. Lineage: Eukaryota; Apicomplexa; Aconoidasida; Haemosporida; Plasmodiidae.